Molecule: messenger RNA, 2112 nt
Organism: Beta vulgaris subsp. vulgaris (sugar beet)
Lineage: Eukaryota; Viridiplantae; Streptophyta; Magnoliopsida; Caryophyllales; Amaranthaceae
Product: AT-hook motif nuclear-localized protein 9
Exons: 6
Coding region: 898-1905 (335 amino acids)
Molecular function (GO): minor groove of adenine-thymine-rich DNA binding
Source: RefSeq, a predicted model, not a curated record
UGGAUGGAUAAAGCUUAAAAAGAAGAGGUGUUUUAUCCACGAGCAAAGGAGAAGCCCUUUUCAAAUAUUUGGAUAGACAGACAAGAGUAGACUGGUGUGUGUGUGUUGUGUGAGUCCAAUUCUUCUCUUCUCUUCUCUCAUAUUUCCCCGCCCUUUGUGAAAGUGAAGUGUCAUCUUCAGCCUCACACAAAUUCACAGUCACAUAAACUCUAAUUACAUCUUCACUGUUAAAGAUAGUAUAGAUAGACUUCCACUUCUUUUAAGCAAAACCACCUACAUUCUACCCACUUCAAACAAACAAAAAAAAACCCCCAAAAACAAGAGAACUUGUUAAUGGCACUUAAUUGAUCAUUCAUAAUUCUCAAACCCAGAAUUUUUCUUCCUUUUCCUCUAAUUUUUAACUCCCUUAAAACCAAAAGCUUUAGUCUUUCUCUGUUUCUUUUGAAAAAACAAAAAAAAUUGGUGCUUUUUUCUCUCAUUUAUGAAAUGUUUAUAUAAUACUUAAGUUUUUGUUCUUCUUAAUGUGUUUUCAUUGAUUAAUGGAGUUAUUAAUGUUUGGAAUAAUUGGUGAUGGAGUUGUUAAUGGAGCUUCCUGUGCCAUUUCCAGGGUUUGCUAACUGUAUUUGCUCCUCUGCAUCAAAAGUCCACUUUCUAUCACCCAUGAAGGCCAAGGAAUAUAAGAAUUUAUUGCUGUUAUCUAGGGUUCAUUAUGCUAAUUGUGAUUUAUAUACAUGCAGGAGUCUGAACUGAAGAUUCAAUCAAUUUUGCUCUAGAGGCUUGCUUCAUAGUAUCCAAGCCUUCUUAGAGCAAAGAAGAGAGGGGAUUACUGGAGUUCUGAAAAUUGUGAAGUUAAUUGAGCUUGUGUGAGUGUGUUUUGAAUUUCCUUGAACUAAAUGCAUGGAGAGGGAACCUAUGCCAAUGUCAGGAUCAGGUGGUUAUUAUAUGUCGAGAGGAAUGGCCGAGUUACAUGGGCCACAAGGUGUUCACUCAUUGCCUAAUUCUGGCUUGUCUUACCAGUCAAAUAUUGGGGGUAGCUCAACAGGACAAGGUAUGAUGAUGGAGCCCACUUCGAGCAUUAUGUCUGAUGGUCGUGGUGUAGGUGCACCCUCAAUGCAGCCAUCUGCUACACCUACACCCAUGCGAAGGAAAAGAGGAAGGCCUCGGAAAUAUGGACUUGAUGGAAAGAUGUCACUAAAUCUCUCCUCGCUAUCAGCUGCUCCUAGGGUUAUGAACACCUCAACUGAGAAGCGGGGUAGAGGCCGGCCUCCUGGUAGUGGAAGAAAGCAACCAUUGGCUCCCUUUGGCAAAUUGGUGUCUGGUUCAGCUGGUGUGGGUUUUACUCCUCAUGUCAUCACAGUUGCAACAGGGGAAGACAUUGCAUCAAAACUUUUGGCAUUUGCACAACAAGGGCCUAGAGCUGUAUGCAUAUUGUCAGCAAAUGGUGCAAUCUCCACAGCGGCCCUACGCCAGCCCUCAACUUCCGGUGGCACUAUCACAUAUGAGGGGCGAUUCGACAUAUUAUGCAUGUCAGGAUCUUUCUUGCUUCUUGGUAAUGAUGGUUCUCGUGACCGCAGCGGUGGUCUGAGCAUUUCACUUGCAAGUCCUGAUGGUCGUGUCAUUGGUGGAGCCGUUGGUGGAAUGCUUAUUGCAGCCAGCCCUGUUCAGGUAAUAGUUGGGAGCUUUUUAUGGACUACUACUUCAAAGACGAAUCCAAAGGUCAAAGAAGGAAAUGAAGGUGGUGAAGAUUCAGAGCAUUAUGCAGUUGACAGUACGAUGAUGGGCCCGCCAAGCGGUCGGCAAAGCCAAAAUCUAUCAUCUCCUACCAAUUCGAUGGGUGGCUGGGCUAGUCCACAGACGCUGGACUUGAGAAACUCUCAUAUGGACAUUGAUCUGAUGCGUGGAUGAAAGGGGCAAUUACCUUUGUAAAUAUCUCCUCUUUUGAAGCUACACUAAGUAAUGUCUAAUCUAACUAGUGUAUAUCAGAAGCUCAACCCAAGGAAAGGAGUAGGGCUCAUUUUAGGCUUGAUACUCCCGUUAUUUUGACAUGAAAAUCUUUGUUUCUGUCAUUUUCUGAAGACACUGAAUAUAUGUUAGGCUUGCAUAAUUUACUCA